This is a messenger RNA of Drosophila busckii, 1084 nucleotides long. RefSeq names its product putative OPA3-like protein CG13603. Gene Ontology annotation, biological process: regulation of lipid metabolic process. Lineage: Eukaryota; Metazoa; Arthropoda; Insecta; Diptera; Drosophilidae. The record is from RefSeq and is a predicted model, not a curated record. Gene Ontology annotation, cellular component: mitochondrion. The coding region runs from base 135 to 890 and encodes 251 amino acids. The transcript has 4 exons.
AAAACGCGUUGUGAAUGUGAAUGAAAUUACUCGCUGUACAGUGUAACUAAAAGCACGCGCACGCGCUAUCGAUAUACACAGUUUAUGUAUCGUACUGAGAUUUUGUAAUCGCUGAGGAAUAAAAAAGCAACGCCAUGGUUAUUGGAGUCUUCCCAGCGGCCAAGCUUGGCGUUUUGGCUAUAAAGCAGAUUAGCAAGCCCAUUGCCAAUGUACUUAAGUCCAAUGCCAAGUCGAGUCCUCUCUUCAGAAAAUAUGUUUGCAUGCCGCCGGCUCAAUUUUACAAUUGGGUGGAGGUCAAGACCAAGAUGUGGGCGCUGAAUUUGGGCAGACCUGUCACUGUGCCGCCCUUGAAUGAGGCAAUGGCUAUAGAGCUGGGCGCUAAUCUACUGGGAGAGUUUAUAAUAUUCGCAAUUGGAGCGGGACUGUUAAUAUUUGAAUACUCGCGUCAGUCAAUAAAAGAGAAUAAAAAAACUGAAGCGAUGGAGAUGGAAAAGAUGCAGUUAACCACUACGCUAACUGAGAUGAACUUUCGCCUAGAGCGGCAGGAUGCACAAAUACGCGAAAUGACGCGAGUACUGGCGGACUUGGACUCACGCAACAUUUUCCGCUGGCACAAGGAGCCGAUACAGGAGUAUGUGCCCUUUGAUCCCAGCACGCCAGAUCAGAGUGCCAGCGCACGUAACCCCAAGGGCUACGAAGGCUUCUAUGAUCCUCAGGGUGGCAUGGCCUUCCGAGCUCUACACUUUCUACAAACACAAAUCUUCAUAGACGGCCGCGAUCGUCAAGCCAAGGCAGCGCUACAGCAGAUUGAUGUGCUAGCAGGCAACUUGGAGGAGUCGCUAGGACAGGCUGUAACCCAAGCAGAGGCUGUAGUGUUGCCAGCCAAAUGACGUCCGCGGCGCUGGGAGCAGGACUUGACGCAGCUCCUGUACGCCAUAGCGAUGAUCUUGUACGUCUUGGCAAUGGAGGAACAUUGAACAAAUGCUAGUUAGGUCAAAAGUCAUUAAGUGUGUACAUUUUAACUUGUAUUUAUUAAUUUUUUAAUUGUUACCGCUGACAAAAAGCUAAAUAAUGAGAUGGAAAU